Phytophthora sojae is the source of this 453-nucleotide messenger RNA. RefSeq lists its product as hypothetical. The coding region runs from base 1 to 453 and encodes 150 amino acids. The record is from RefSeq and is a predicted model, not a curated record. NCBI's taxonomy places the organism in Eukaryota, Oomycota, Peronosporomycetes, Peronosporales, Peronosporaceae. The transcript has 2 exons.
AUGCUCAAGUUGUGGUCGCGCAAAUGGCCCUCGCCUGAUAACACCGACUUGGAAGAGAUCUUCCGGUUUAGCAUCGACAGUUCCGUUUGUUUGGAAAGCUCCGGGCAUCUGGACUUCGCGAUCUUCGAAGUCGCCGUGCCACAAAAUGUUAAGCUCGUUUGGGAUUCUCACAAUUCCGGGACCUACUCUAUGAUUUCUGGUGAAAUAUCUGGGUGGCAAGGAAACACUAUCGUUAUCUCUCUAUCAGCGCCUUGCGUCGCCAGGAGUGGCGUCGUGUGCACUCACGACGGCUUUGCAGUUGGAUACGUAGGCGGAGUGCUGGAUGAUGAGUCUGCGGAGGGCGAAAAGUACGAGCUGUACGCCUACCCGCUCCAUCGAAUGCCUUUGCACUUGCCGAGAUAUUUGCCAUCAGAAGACGAUGACGAAAACGAAGACGAGGAAGAGGAAGAUUGA